UGUCAAGACGCACUCACAUGACUUUUCUCUUGUGACUCACAUUCCUUCUCAAACGACAUUUAAUAGGUGCAUGUACUAUGUGAUCAUGUUUAUUUCAGUUGAUAAUGAACAUUUUACUGAUGUUUGGCUAAUCGUGAGAUUGGGUAGCGUAAAAUAAUAGAGGCAGGCGAUUCACGUAGAACGUAGUUCAGGAACUCGAUUGAAGUUGAAUGACACAAGUGAAGUUACGAUGGAGAGAGGUUAAAUUUUUAAACCCAGUUGCUACUUUUCGACAGAUCACCAAUGGCUGAGACAGCUGCAUUGACGGAUUCAAGAAGAUGCCUUUCCUUCUUCCUCUAUGAUAGUUCAAAGGUGCAAGAGGAGAGGGACCUGACCAGAAAUGGGAUAUGCUACUUUUAUCCUGAGGAUACGCCAAUGGACCAACAGGAGCUCCUUUGCGGGCAGCUGGCCGGUGUGUGUCGGUGUGUGUCUGAAAUGUCCUCAUCACCCGUACGCCUGCUUCGUCUGCGCAAAAGCAAAUAUGCGGUUCGCAUGAAGGAUAAAUUUAUUUGGGCUUUAAGCUGUGUGGUAGAUAUUCCAGAUGUGAGUGUAUGUGACUUCCUAGAUCAGCUGAUUGACCUCUUCUGUUUCUAUAAUGGACAAGUGCGGCAGAGCUACCAGUUGUACACUGAGGAGGAGUUGGCACUUCAAUGGGCCAGAUACCUCUCUUACCUGCAGGGCGGCUCCACUGAGCUGCACAACAUCUUCAGCUGCCUGAGGACAAUUGACUCCACACAUAUCGAUCCACUGCUGUUGCUGAAGGCUGCCCUGAUUCUACAAGCAUGUCAGCGAUGUCCUCUUGUGUUAGCAGGCUGCAUUCUGUACAGGGGCAGGGUGGUGAGCACUCAGAUGCCUCCUGGUCUGACAGUGAAGGUGAUGGUAUACGAGACAGAAACAUACAGCCAGGAUUACAGGGUGAUGGCCAAUGGCCUGAGCUCAUCUGUGGGCACACCACCAUCCUUCACAGUAACCACACAGGUGUUCCUAAAACCCACUGAACUGCACAUGUUGCGCUGCCCCCCAGUGGAUAGAGCAUGCAGGUCUCAUUGCACUCAACCUCCAUGUCGUCCCAGAGGCAAGUCCCGCCUCCUGUCACGCACUUUAUCCGACACCCCAAUCACAGAGACUGACUCUUCCAACUUAGACCCCACCCAGUGUCCUCCACCAUCCUAUCAGACGAUGCCAUCCUCUGCACGCUCCUCCCUCUCUGAUGAACUUUGUUUCAGCUCCUCUCCCUCUAUGGUUUACACCCCCCUUCACGCUAGUCUUAUGAACAAAUCAGAGUAUUUCACACCUGAGUCACACAACCACAGCAUGUCUAAUGGAACAAACUUGGGUAAGGUAAAAGAACAGAGUUUGACAGGAAGUCUGAUAGGCCUGAACAGUAAGGAGGAAGCAUGCCAGGAUGUAGAUGAAAAGUUGGAGUCAGGGAGUAUCAACUCUGAGUCAAAAUCUAAAAGUGAGGGUUUAAGUUCAGACCAGGAAAGUGGAGCACUAACCAAUGGGUAUCAAUCAGAUGACUCUUACCAUGACAACCAGAUUGACAGGACUGAAGGAAAGAGGCUGGACACUAACAAUCAUGUGACCAAUAAAAAUGACACAUUCCAAGGAGAGACAGAGGAAGAGGCAAGACGAAUGAGCGAGCAAGUAGUAGGAGAAGAACAAAGGCUGAAGCAGAAUGCAAAGAGCAAAAAUGACCCCCCAAAUGGCUCCCCACCACAUGAGACCCUAGCAGACGCCUCUCUAGUGCCGACAAUACUGUACCAGCACAGAGUCAGAGGCCUGGUACUAGCCCUGCUGGUAGAGCCAGAAUUCAACACCGACCCAACCGCCAGAGAGGAAGUGUAUCACAGCAGCUUGGCAUCUCUGAAUGGGCUUGAGGCUCACUUGAGGAAUACCUCGCCUGGGACCCCCAGCCCAUCAGGGCCGUACACUUUUGCCCACUAUGACUGCAUUCAGAACACUCUCACUACUAAUGUAUGUGGCCGCUCGGCUGGGCCCCAGGAUCGCUCCUUUGUGAGGGCCACUGCGCUGCUCCAUUCCCAUUUCUCACACACGGACACUCUACAUGAAGCUAUUGUCAGGAAUGCUGGCUCAGCAGUAUACGGAACCCGUAGUACGGCCCAGGAGACGUAUUUUCUCCAGCAGGGAACACCUGUCAGAAACUCUGGGAGUCCUGAUGCUCAGGAUAGUGCCUUCUCAUUGCCCAGAAAAGCCCGUCAGCGACUCCUUAAACAUGGAGUUAACCUGCUUUAACUGGGCUCCAGUUUAAAACUCAGUCCAUUUAAUCUCCUUUUAAGUCCCUUUUAUUAUUUCAUAGACAUACUCUGUUUUAAUCUUGCUCAUACCACUUAUAGAGUAAUACUGUUUCUUUGUGGAACUAUGUUUCAGAUGUUCACAGUUCAUUAAUUUCAUCAUAAACAGUAAAGUGUCAAAUGUACUGUCACCAGAAAUAGUCCACUUUUAGCACUAAAAUACAGAAAUGUGUCUGUAAUUUGAUGCUGCGGUUCUGCUGUAAGCACUUGCUAUUUAAUCAGUGAUUAUUCUAAGACACAGAGAAAAGGAGCCUGGUUUUACAAGUGAUGCAAACCAUUCAGUAUUAAAGAUAGAUGUGUAUAAAUAGUAAUUAUUGAACCUUUUUUUUUUUUUUUUUUUAAUGGAGCAGAAUUGUUAUUGAAUAUGAAUAAACAUCCUUUGGUAAACCAGUUUGAGUC
This is a messenger RNA of Myxocyprinus asiaticus (Chinese sucker), 2753 nucleotides long. RefSeq names its product HPS4 biogenesis of lysosomal organelles complex 3 subunit 2 (gene hps4). Lineage: Eukaryota; Metazoa; Chordata; Actinopteri; Cypriniformes; Catostomidae. The transcript has 13 exons. The record is from RefSeq and is a predicted model, not a curated record. Gene Ontology annotation, biological process: vesicle-mediated transport. The coding region runs from base 283 to 2295 and encodes 670 amino acids.